AUGUGGGCCCCUCGAAAGCUUGCGACGGCUUUUCAGCUGUUGCUUCUUUUGUCAGAGAUUCAAGCUGCAGAUAUCGCCUGCUCAGUGGGAAACCCUUGCAAGGAGGGCUGUUGCUCAAGCGUUUCCCAGGUUUGUGGAUAUGGUCCAAGCUACUGCGGUAGCACUUGUAUCGCGGGUGCCAGUUUGGAUGGCACCUGUAAACAUUUCGCUGAGUGCAACCCCGGUAUCUAUCCGGGUUGGGGAGAGCUCUGGGCUUCCAAUUAUUCGACCUCCCAGGCUUGUCCCCUGAAUGUUUGCUGCAGUGAAUAUGGUUUCUGUGGCACCACGUCUGAUUUCUGUGGAAAUACUGAAUGGCCCUCCCCUUCAUGCUCUGGUACUUCAUCUGUUACGAAGCGAAUUGGCUACUUUGAAGCCUGGAACCUGGAUCACAGUUGCAAUAGUAGGAUUCAACCAGAUGCUUCAAAUAUCCAUAUGCUAACUAUCCCCAUUGGAGGAUACACUCACUUGUUCUUCUCCUUUCUAUACAUUGACCCAGACACUUAUGAAUUGACGCCAAUGGCAUCUAAUCAAACCGAAACUCUUUCUCGAUUUGCUGCUCUUAAAAAGUACGGCGUCGAGGUCUGGAUCUCCGUUGGUGGCUGGGCCAUGAAUGAUCCGGGGCCAUGGUCAGAUGUCUUCUCCGAACUUGCGGCAUCGGCUACAGCUCAGCAGUCAUUUAUUGACUCUCUCAUUGCCAUUCAACAGGAAUAUGGCUUUGAUGGUAUUGACAUUGAUUGGGAAUAUCCAGUUGCUCCAGAUCGAUUUGGUACACCCGAUGACUACGUUAACUUUGUAUCAUUCUUGGAAAAUGUACGUUCCGCCAUGGGAAGCUCUUAUGGGUUGGCGAUCACCCUCCCGAGCUCCUAUUGGUAUCUUCAGUACUUCGACAUUGUCAACAUCGCGAAAACAAUCGACUGGUUCAAUUUCAUGUCGUAUGAUAUAUAUGGCACCUGGGACGCUGGGAUUGAAUCCAUUGGAAGCUAUGUCUAUGCUAGCACUAACCUCACCAUGAUUGAAUUGGGGCUACAGUUGCUGUGGCACAAUGACAUCCCGGCUAGCCAAGUUAACCUUGGCCUUGGCUUUUACGGGCGCAGCUACACCCUCGAAGAUCCCUCGUGUGUGCAGCCUGGGUGUCCAUUCACGACUGGCGGAAAGCCGGGGCCAUGCUCUAAGACAGAAGGCAUACUUUCUUAUGAUGAGAUUCAAGACAUCAUAAAUGACCCAAGCCGAAACCCGACGGUGUGGCUUGACUCUGAUGCGGCUGUGAAAAUUGCUGUCUAUGAUGAAGAUCAAUGGAUUGCAUAUGAUGACGUUGAAACCCUUCAAAUAAAGCAAAACUUUGCCAAUUCAAGGUGCAUGGAAGGUGUUUUCGUAUGGGCUGUUGACCAGGACGUGUCUGGAAAUCUUGCUGAGAGUAUUUCGAACGCUACUGAUCUAUUCCCCGCUGGAGGAAGCGGAGAGCUGUAUGUCUCGCCCGACAUUUGGGAUAGUGAUUCGCCAGAACUUUCGUGCCAGGCUCCCUGUACUUUCAUCUUGCCACUACUCCCGUUACCGACUCCAACAAUUGUCACCUGGCCACCCCUCACUAUCUCCCUUCUUGUCAGCGUCGAUGGAGGGGUUUCCACCACGACAACCACAAUUCCUGUUCCUGAUUUCGAGAUAACUGCCGUCCCCUUCUGGCCAGUAACCAUUGCCAGCAAUGAAGCAACAGGUGUCAUGAGCCCCGUCCAAAGUAUUACACCACCAUCUCUCGUUCUAACUCUCCCUGGAAGCGUCACUCCGUUCCCGCCAGCGAUCGUCAACUAUACCCUCGUUGCGGAGAGCCAGUUGGCAGGUGUGACUGUCGCGCCCACGGCCACGGGAACGAUUACCUCUGCUACCAGUUCAACUUCGACAAAGUCAGCUGUGGUGACCCCAUCGCAAAUUGCAGCCAACAUGGCACAAGGCUGCACAGAGUUUUACGAAGUCCAAAGCGGUGACUCCUGCUGGAGCAUUGAAAAUAGCUUGGGUAUUGCGGCUUCGGAUUUUGAAGCUUGGAACCCUGACGUUGGUGAUAGUUGUGCCAACGGUGUCUGGCUCAACUAUUAUUAUUGUAUCAGUCAUGGCGACCCGACUGGGACCACGACGGGCACAGGAAGUCAGCCAACCUCGACAGUCACCACUGUCAUUCCGGUGUUCUACAGCACAUCGCACCCUGUCACUAUCCAACCUCAGGCUACAUAUACCACGGUCAAACCUGAGAACCCCAUUCCUCCAAUCAAUAUCGACAUCGGACCGCCGAAAGGCUCCUCCAGUAAAGGUGGUUGUGAUGGGUGUGGUGAAUUGGAUUGUGGCCUCUUUGGCUGUGACGGCAAGUGUGGACUUUUCGGAUGUGAUGGGGGCUGUGGUCAUUGGUGGUGUGGUGGAGGCUGUGGGUUGCAAUAUUGUGGACCUGGCUGUAGUACUGGUGACUGCAUCAUCACAGGUGGAGGUGGUGGCGGUGGAAGCACCGGCUCCAUUGGCCCUAAAAAAGGACAGAAUCAAGAUUGCAGCUCAAUGGAAACAGCCGAUAUCUGCACGGUGUAUGUGAAGAGUUUCUCUUCUUCGGGAAUGGCUUCUUCAUCAACUACGACUUCAACGAACUGUGCUCCCACCCAGGGAUGCUCGGUCACUGCAUCGACCACGACUACCACUAUCAGUACCACUGGAAUAUAUUCCACCAUCACUAACAGCUUCAUGCUCGGUCCCCAGCCAACGUUGGCAGACUCUGUUCUGAUGUCUAUUUCUGCCAGCAUCGUCAGCCAGCGAGAGGCCUGGGAUGCCACACGCUGGUCCGGCUACACAAUCACAAACAACCCAACAUCAGCAAAGACAUCCACUAGCAAUUCUACUACCACUAGUAGCACUUCCACCAAUACUACAACCACUUCUAGCGGGACUAAAACCACUUCCGGUACCUCAUCCAGCAGCCCGACAAUCAGAGCUAAUGAACCCCCAAGCCCCGAGUACUAUGAGUUGAACAUGUAUUCAACAUCUGAUUGCAGUGAAUAUAUCAUCGCCCAAGAAGGAAGUACCUCCGAGUACAACCUCGGUUGUUUAUCCUGGUCUGAGCCAGAGUCGGCCUCUGCAGUGUACCCACUCUUUGACGAAUCUGUUUUCUCAAUCGCUGCCUGGACAGGGAGCUCUUGUGAUUCACCGGACGAAUUAGUACAAUUGGAGUCUGGUACGUGCUAUAGCCUGCCCAUCAAAGCAGGUAAUGGUGGCUGGAAGGUCAAACUGUUAUGA
Penicillium mononematosum is the source of this 3303-nucleotide messenger RNA. RefSeq lists its product as uncharacterized. The record is from RefSeq and is a predicted model, not a curated record. Gene Ontology annotation, molecular function: hydrolase activity, hydrolyzing O-glycosyl compounds; chitin binding. Bases 1 to 3303 code for a protein of 1100 amino acids. The transcript has 12 exons. NCBI's taxonomy places the organism in Eukaryota, Fungi, Ascomycota, Eurotiomycetes, Eurotiales, Aspergillaceae. Gene Ontology annotation, biological process: carbohydrate metabolic process.